Molecule: messenger RNA, 1776 nt
Organism: Hyaloscypha bicolor E
Lineage: Eukaryota; Fungi; Ascomycota; Leotiomycetes; Helotiales; Hyaloscyphaceae
Product: MFS general substrate transporter
Exons: 4
Coding region: 1-1776 (591 amino acids)
Biological process (GO): basic amino acid transport; transmembrane transport
Cellular component (GO): fungal-type vacuole membrane
Molecular function (GO): basic amino acid transmembrane transporter activity
Source: RefSeq, a predicted model, not a curated record
AUGGCUGGUGCUGGGCGUGUUUACGAGGAGGCUGGCUCAAGUAGCCAGCAAGAGGUUAUCGACCCCAAUGAAUUCGACAACCUCCUAUCGCGAGCCGAGUCAAUCACCACAGGGCUAGGAAUCGAAGUCGAAUCUCAAGAAACAGCCAUGCUGCGAGGACCCCGUCGAUACAGCUUCGGGAACGGCAGCUCCCGAGCCAUCCCCGAAUCCCCAAGCGAGGAAGACAUAGAAUCAAAACCUAAAUCUCCUUUCCUAGCAGGCGUCAGCGUGGGCACCUUCUGGCUCAUAUUCGGCGGAGUUAUGACGGGGAAUUUCGUAGCAUGCUUCGACUCGACGAUCAUGGUGUCCAGUCAUCCGGUUAUCACGUCCUAUUUCCAGAGCUCGAAUAGUGCAUCCUGGCUUUCGACUGCGUUUUUGUUGACUUCGACGAGCUUUCAGCCGUUGUUUGGAAGGUUGUCCGAUACAAUUGGGAGGAAAACGCCGUAUAUUUUUACGAUGACUAUUUUCUUGAUUGCGACGAUUUGGUGUGCCCUUGCUCAGAGCAUGACAAGCUUUAUCAUUGCUAGAGCUGUGUGUGGGCUGGGUGCUGGUGGGAUGAUGGCUAUGGGAUCGAUCAUCAUGAGUGAUCUUGUGCCGAUUGAGAUUCGUGGUGUGUAUCAGUCGUAUAUAAAUAUCGUCUUCGGAGUAGGGUCAACAAUGGGAGCUGCUCUUGGAGGCGCUAUCGCAGACUCAUUAGGCUGGAGGUGGGAGUUUGGUGUCCAGGUGCCUCUCAUAGCUCUUUGCGUCCUCGGCUCCUAUUUUGUGAUUCCCAGGAAGCUCGGUUUAGCAGCGGGUAUUGAGAAGAAGACCUUGUGGGAGGCGAUGAAAGUGUUUGACUUCAAAGGGUCUCUUCUCCUCACAGCAUGCAUUACCUUUCUCAUUCUCGGUUUGAACCUCGGUGGCAACAUCUUCCCAUGGACGCACCCCUUCGUCCUCGCAUCCCUCAUCAUCUUCAGUCUCGCCUUCCCCCUCUUCAUUUACAUCGAAUCCAUCGUCCCCCUACCCAUCAUGCCCCUAAAGCUCAUCCUGCACAACCCGCGCGCAGGGCUCAUCCUCGGGAACUUCAUCGGCGCCAUCAUCGCCAACGCCGUAACAUUCAACAUCCCGCUCUACUUCCAAGCCGUUUUGCUCGAGAGCGCCACCACCUCCGGUCUUCGUCUCAUUGUGCCGUCCCUGGCAGCUUCGGCCGUAGGAACAGCGACGGGGUUCCUGAUAACGUGGACGAAGAGGCUGAAGUGGUUGCUUGUGCUUGGUGUUAUUUGUCUGGUUACGGGGACGAUGGCACUGUCGUGUAUGCAGAGGGGAUUACCGGAUUGGGCAUACCUGUUAUUCCUGGUUCCUUCUGCGAUGGGUCAAGGGUUCAUGUUCCCGGCUGCCUUUAUGAGUGUCCUUGUUGUGUCUGAGCAGGCGGAGCAGGCGGUUGUGACGAGUACGUUGAUUUUAUGGAGGAGUUUGGGGAUGGUGCUUGGUGUUGCAGCGAGUAGUUUGGUGGUGCAGAAUGCGUUGUUGGUCUAUCUUGAGAAGAAUGUCGUGGGGCCAGAUAAGGAGGAUGUUAUUGAACAAGUUCGCAAAUCCGUAAGAGCGAUUGCGGAUCUGGAGCCGGUUUACAGGGAGCAGGUGAUUGAUUCUUAUGCUUCGGCGCUCAGAGCGACUUUCUUUAUGACGGUCAUUCUAUCGCUGGUGGUAACUUUGAUAACACUUUAUAUUAAACUGCCUCGGCUGGGACAGAGAAAAUAA